Messenger RNA from Cydia amplana, 1457 nucleotides. RefSeq names its product gastrula zinc finger protein XlCGF46.1-like. NCBI's taxonomy places the organism in Eukaryota, Metazoa, Arthropoda, Insecta, Lepidoptera, Tortricidae. The coding region runs from base 14 to 1450 and encodes 478 amino acids. The transcript is spliced from 9 exons. Gene Ontology annotation, biological process: regulation of transcription by RNA polymerase II. Gene Ontology annotation, molecular function: RNA polymerase II cis-regulatory region sequence-specific DNA binding; DNA-binding transcription factor activity, RNA polymerase II-specific. The record is from RefSeq and is a predicted model, not a curated record.
AAAUGCUCUAAAUAUGAGUGAAACUGAUUCGAAAUUGUGUAAAAUUUGUUUGAACAGCAAGACACAGACUGGGUUGUUCGAUAACCCACCACUGAAUAAGUUUUUCAGUCAUGUUUUGGGAAUGCACGAACCUCCUAUAAGAACUUGGCUCUGCGGGUGGUGCGGUUCCACGUUAAAGAAGAUUGUGAGGCUGGUGCAACUUGCUGAGGAGUCCCACGCCUACCUGUCUCAGGUGAACCUGAAUAAGGAAGAACAUAGAACAGGCCAUUUUGCUCUCUCUUUCCACCACAACGAACAUACGGACAUUCCUCCUUCACCAACAAAAGACACAAGAAAAACAAAACAUAAAAUUAAAAACAAACAAAAAGAUUUAAAAGAAACUGAACAUGUACAACUUGAUAAUUUAGAAAAUGAACAUGAAAGUGAAUAUAAAAUUGAAGAAAUUAAAGUGGAAUCCUUAGAUAUUGAUGUAGAUAAUGAUAUUGAAAAUGAUGAUGAAUUUAAUGAAACAGAUGAAACACUUGAAACAGAUAUUUUAGACAGACCUAAAAGAAAAGUGAACCCUAAAUUAUAUGCUAAAUGUGAACAGUAUAAUUUUACGCUGAAAGUGUUGAGCAUAGAAGAGCAGAGAGCGGAAUUGGAUGAGAAGAAGAAAUCUGAGAAAUAUUUGAGUAGAAAGUACAAGUGUGAGUUUUGCGGCAUCAGUUUUGUGACCAAAGAUGUUUUUGAAGAGCACAACCAGAGGCAUCAGGAGUCCCACAGCCCACAUGGAUGCCCGCUGUGCCAUCUACGCUUCAGCACCGCUUUGGUUCUCUCCCAGCACGUGUUGGCACAUGCGCGUCGCUUCACGUGUCGUCUGUGCGGUGCCGUCGUUACACGGUUUAGCGAUUGCGAGAGCCACCGGCGUAAGUGCGGGCAGGCGUGUCCUGGCGUGUGCUCGCUCUGCGGUAAAAUAUUCGCUAACCAGAAUUCGCUGGACAACCAUGUAAGGGGCGUGCACUACAGAAAAGAAAAGAAGUUUGUGUGUUCGUAUUGCAAUCUGAAGUUUCAGACCAAGCAGCGCCUCGCCAUACAUACUAGGACUCACACCGGGAUAAAACCAUACACCUGCGAGCUAUGCGGGCGCUCCUUCGCUGCGAACUCUAACCUACGUAACCACCUAGCAGCACACGCACAGGCCCGUCCACAUUACUGCGUGGAAUGCGACAAGUCUUAUAAAACGAGGAAAGGACUCAGGCGACAUCUGUUAGAAGGCGCUUCACAUGUUGGAAAGAAAACUCACUCGUGCCACCACUGCCUGAAAUGUUUCACUUCAGAGAAGCUUCUGGCGUCUCACAUGAGCUCCGCGCAUACAAGGGAACCUGACUCCUGUUCUCUCUGCCAGAAGACAUUCUUGACGUCUGCUAGUUUGAAGAAGCACAUCCGAAGCGUACACGAACCGACAGUCUAACCGAGAG